GCAAAACACAGGACACCUAUCAAGCUACAACUCUGUCAAAUCAAAAAAAGAUAUUUAGGAGAUAUUCGGGCAAAUAUUCAGUCGCUAGACUUUUUCACUGCCACCAAGAGCCAAGAGUUUGAACCUUGUUCAACAGCAGUAUGGAGGGGUAUGCGAUGACACCUGAAGACAUGGAGAGGGGCCCUGUGUACAACACAACGGUGACAGCUGUUGCUGAGGGAAAGGCCUCCAGAGGUUGGCUAUGGAGGCUGUGUGGGGUCCUCUUAAUAGCAGUUCUAUGUGCGGCAGCAGCCCUACUCUUUGCUUGGUGUCAGCAUGGAAGACCGUCAACGAUGCAGGAUGAAAUGGAGCCUCAACUGGAGAUACUCAUUGGUGCAAAAGAUACCCACCAUACAUUGAAGCAGAUUGCCGGCAAUGCAAAAGCAGCCAUCCAUUUAGAGGGUGAAUACAAUCCUAAUCUUUCCGCUGACACCGUGCAGUGGAGAAAGGAUGACGGCCAGGCUUUUUCCCAGGGCGGGUUCGAGCUACAGGGGAACCAAAUCCUCAUCCCACACACUGGGCUCUUCUUCGUUUACAGCCAGGCUUCGUUUAGGGUCAAGUGCAAUAGCCCGGGCGAGCAUACCACUCCUCUGAGUCACAUUAUUUGGCGCUAUUCGGACUCCAUCGGGGUUAAUGCUAAUCUUCUUAGCGGGGUAAGGUCAGUUUGUCAACAAAACUACGGUGAUGCUGAGUCCAAAAUUGGCGAAGGCUGGUACAAUGCAGUUUACCUUGGUGCGGUGUUUCAGCUGAAUGAAGGGGACAAACUGUGGACUGAGACCAAUCGACUGACCGACGUGGAGCCUGAGCAGGGCAAGAACUUCUUUGGUGUGUUUGCACUGUGAUGAGAGAGAGGCAGGCCAGAGAUGAAUAUUUGUUAAAACAGUUUUAUGUUAAAACUCUUAUUUUAGUGUUGCAAUUUUAUGGUAACUGAGCCAUCUCAAAGGAGAUUGGUCUAAUCUUAAUGGUUAUUUUUGUAAACUGCAACAGUUUGAGAAAUGAUUAUUGUUUGUCCACACAUGAUUGUCCAUUCUCUCUAUUGUAGAUUUUGCACCAAAUAAUAUUAUGACUUCGGGUUAUUUAUAUUAACUUAAAAAACAGGAUAUUUACUAUUUAUUUGAAAAUACAAUAGGCUACUGUGGAGUACUGUAGUAUAAGUUAUCUUGAUUCACAUAAGUCUAGCAGUAGCCUAUACUAGGCCUAUCAGAAUACAGUACUACAAUAUUAAGUUAUUUUAUUUAAUGUACUGAUGUACUAAUGUUUAUUUAAAUGUGAUUGUGUUGUAUUUUAUUUGUCACAUAUUCAGAGUGCUUGAAUCAACUAAUAAAUUCCAAAUCUUCUCAA
Oncorhynchus mykiss (rainbow trout) is the source of this 1380-nucleotide messenger RNA. It is a transcript of the gene tnf-alpha, whose product is annotated as tumour necrosis factor alpha-like. The record is from RefSeq and is marked provisional. Lineage: Eukaryota; Metazoa; Chordata; Actinopteri; Salmoniformes; Salmonidae. Gene Ontology annotation, biological process: immune response. Gene Ontology annotation, molecular function: tumor necrosis factor receptor binding. Gene Ontology annotation, cellular component: membrane.